This is a messenger RNA of Sparassis crispa, 393 nucleotides long. RefSeq lists its product as hypothetical. The coding region runs from base 1 to 393 and encodes 130 amino acids. NCBI's taxonomy places the organism in Eukaryota, Fungi, Basidiomycota, Agaricomycetes, Polyporales, Sparassidaceae. The transcript is spliced from 2 exons. The record is from RefSeq and is a predicted model, not a curated record.
AUGUCUGAGCCAGCAAACGUUCCCGCCGACGUGUUUGCCAACGUGGGUACCAAUCCCAAAGUGGUAGCCGCCGUCAACAAGGUGAAGGCCGAACCCAUUGGGAAAGGUGAUCCCUUGAAGGUGGUUGCCAAAGACGGUGUCCUGCAGUGGACACUUAAGACGAACUACCGAGGCUCUGCCCAGACCUCCGACGUGGGCGCCGCCAACUACUCCGGCACGGGGUCCACCGCCGAGUUUGCACCCACGACUGGCAGUUUCACGUUGGUCCUCACCACAACUGAGGCGGAGCUCACCCUAAAGGGUGACGAUGGAAAGCAGACGGUGUACAAGGGCGAGGGUGUCUCGGUGGACCUGUCCAACACUUACUAUGGGAGGUGGGCCUACCUUGGUUGA